GUAUAGUUUGCACUGUUGCUUGACAGGGAUGGUGGGGGUUGCGUCCGUAGCCAUUUUGGCUCAAGCCAUUUUUGCUCAAGUGUGGUUGACACGCAGCCAUAUCGCGCCACCAGUUUAGUGUUGUCUCGCCAGCCGAGCUUUCGCCAUGUUCGGUCUGUGUAAGUCCACGCCGAAAUCCCAGGCAACGGAAGUCGUGGGAGCGGCGAGGGCCGACGUUGUUGGGGCGGCGGGAGCCGACGUCACUCGGGAAGAUGUGAUCGCAGUGCAGAACGCAUGGGCGGGCGCGAUCAAAAACAUUUCGAAGAUUUACAAGGAGAACGGCGACUACGUCCAGGCCGCUGCUACCGCAGCUGGUGAGCUCUACGCCUACGGCAAGUACGACGUGCUUUUCAAGCCGACUAAGGCUGCUCAGCACCAGUUCCGGCCCAAGGCCGAGGAGGCCAUGUCCUACUUCGUCGGCUGCAAGGCUGUCGAUAAUGGGUACGCUGAGGACGGCGGUUUUGCGAUCAAUGGUGGCAAGGGCUGGUCAGAUUGCGUGUACGACAACCACCAGAUCGAUCUCAAUGGUCAUGUCGCCAUCGCCAUGGGCAACUACUAUUUCACCUGCGCAACAACUGGAGAGAAGGAAGAUGUGAUCGCUGUGCAGAACGCAUGGGCGGGCGCGAUCAAAAACAUUUCGAAGAUUUACAAGGAGAACGGCGACUACGUCCAGGCCGCUGCUACCGCAGCUGGUGAGCUCUACGCCUACGGCAAGUACGACGUGCUUUUCAAGCCGACCAAGGCUGCCCAGCACCAGUUCCGGCCCAAGGCCGAGGAGGCCAUGUCCUACUUCGUCGGCUGCAAGGCUGUCGAUAAUGGGUACGCUGAGGACGGCGGUUUUGCGAUCAAUGGUGGCAAGGGCUGGUCGGAUUGCGUGUACGACAACCACCAAGUUGCAGUCAAAAGUAGUAUUGCCAUUGCCAUGGGCAACUAUUACUUCACCUGCGCAACAACUGGAGAGAAAUCCAAAGUCGAGUACACCUUUGGGUACAAACGCUGCGAGGAUGGUAAGGUUCGCAUCUUCUUGCAUCAUUCGUCCGUGCCGUACAUGGCCGUGCAAGCGAAGGCCCCUGCUGCCGAACUCGAUGUGACAUUAAUCGGUGCGUAAGAGGCCCGUAUGAUUCCUUCCAGCAAGUCUGCAUCCAAGAGGCGUUGAACUUCCACUCAUCUUCGUGUGCAUUAUGGUUUCGCGCUCUCCUCCCCAUUCCCUGGGGCGGUGUUUGCGCCUCAGAAUUUUUCCGCUAGGUCUAUCUCGCUAGCGAUUCUUAAAUCAACCGGGUGUUCGAUGAGCUUUCUCGCCCCCAUCUUUUCCCCAAACAAAUCUUACAUUAUUCCUCUCUCUCUAUAUCCGUAAGGAGUCGCCGUCGCAAAUCGUAUUUUUCCAUCCCGGAGCAGGCGCUGUAUAGCGCGUCCAUCGCCGUCGCACAUGGCACUUUUCCAUCCCGGAGCAAAUGGUUUUUUCCCAUCCCGGAGCAGGCGCUGUAUAGCGCGUCCAUCGCCGUCGCAAAUGGUAUUUUUCCAUCCUGGAGCAGGCGCUGUAUAGCGCCCGCCAUUUGCGGCUCCUCGAGGGCGGGGCGGCGCGGCCCUCCCUGCGGAUGGUGCAGUGCCCUCGUUUGCAUUCCUCUUUUGCCUGCUGCUCAGGUUGUCGAAAGUCGGACGUCGAGAUCCAACGCCGAGAGGCAGGGGUCUGGCUCCGCUGGGCCGUCUGGCCUCUCCUCCCCCCUCCUGGAGCAGGCGCUGCACAGCGCGUUCAUCGCCGUCGCAAGCGGUGUUUUUGUCCAUCCUGGAGCAGGCGCUGUAUAGCGCCAUUUUCGGCUCGAGGGCGGGGCGGCGCGGCCCUCCCUGUGGAAGCGGGGCGGCGCGUGCACGCCCUGGGCCUGCUGCAGGCCACCAGUCGAAUGAGAACUGACGGAGCGCGCUCGCUCGCCCCCUUGUGCUGAUGUCGCUCCUCCAUAUCCUCGCCAAAGCGCUGCGGACUCCACGAGCCGAUAGCUGGCGUGGCGGCUGGACCUGGCGGGUGCCGAUGGUCAGACGGGGUUUGACUUCGCGACGCUUUCGCCGUCAGUUUGAGCAGCCUAGGCGUAAGUCCGCGAUUCGUGAGUUCUAGCGGACCGCCCCUGGGAGUCAAGCUCAGACAUGACUCGCACUUUCGGUGCGCUUGCUCAGGCAGCGCGUCUCGAGUUUGCUCGCGAGGAUUGUCGCAGCGGCAGUGGUUGCGAGCCGUCGUGCGCACCGCCAGCGCUCCCGAGUGCAGCGCGGCGACCGCGUGCGCGCGUCUUGGCUGCGGGCGCUGUUUUGCAAAGCGAGCUGUGUAUGCGUGCACUCCUUCACAUGCUCGCCGCUGAGUUGCAGUAGGUUGGAUCUGCCAGGCGCCGCCCACAGUGCGAGGCGCGUAGCCGCUUGUCUUUCUCUGCGAAUUGAUGCCAACCAGGCUCCGGCGUCGCGCCGAUUCCACGAGGCCGACAGAGGAGAAGUUGCAAGAGAGUCCCCCCAA
Prorocentrum cordatum is the source of this 2533-nucleotide messenger RNA. Lineage: Eukaryota; Dinophyceae; Prorocentrales; Prorocentraceae. The record is from the annotation of a GenBank genome assembly.